CGUGUAUUAUUAAUUUCAUAUAACACCCCCCUAGCUAGCUAGUCCCUCCAAGGUUGUUAUCUGAAUCUAUUUAUCUUAUCUUAUUAAGAUGGGAUUAGUUCUACUUCUUGCUAAUUUAUUUCUUCUUCUUCUUCUUCUUCUUCUUCAUCUUCUUAUUGCAAGAGCAUCUUCCCUUGUUACAGAAACCUCUCAUGUGGCAUGUUCCAGCCUGCAUCAAGGAGAUGAUCAACAGCGGCUAUUCAACGAGUCCGCUGGGUUGCACCUCACCUUACACCGGCGCCACGGACUGGACACGCCGUUGCCAUUGUUGUCGGACAUUCUGGCGCGAGAUGAAGCACGAGUACGAUCCCUCAAUGCAAGACUAACAAGCAAAAGAGUAAUCAACACGACCGCCGCUUCAUCAAAAUUGAAUCAUCUCCGAGCAAGUUCCGUAAGCCUACCAUUGAAUCCGGGCGAGUCCAUAGGGACGGGUAAUUACUAUGUAAAGAUUGGGCUGGGAACACCCACCAAGUACUACGCCGUGUUGGUCGACACCGGCAGCUCCUUCACUUGGCUCCAGUGCCAGCCCUGUACCAUUUACUGUCAUCGCCAGGUUGGGCCAACCUUCGACCCCUCAGCCUCCAAGACUCACAGGUUCAUGUCCUGCUCCACCCCGGAAUGCGCCGGCCUAGAGGCUGCCACCCUCAACGCUCCCUCCUGUUCCAACUCCAACGUCUGUAUAUACGCCGCCAGCUACGGUGAUUCAUCCUUUUCCGUUGGCUACUUGAGUAAGGAUACCUUAACCCUUUCACCCUCUCAGACCCUGCCGGGGUUUGUGUACGGGUGUGGCCAGGACAACGAAGGCCUAUUCGGCCAGGCUGCCGGCCUCAUUGGCCUUGCCCGUAACAAGCUUUCCAUGCUGUCCCAGUUGUCCACCAAAUACGGAUACGCUUUCUCCUACUGCCUGCCGACGGCUGCUUCGACGGGCUCCUUGUCCAUCGGCGGGAGCUUCGACCCAUCCAUCUAUAAGUUCACCCCCAUGCUCACCGAUUCUCGGGACACCACACUCUACUUUCUCCGGUUGACAAGUAUAACAGUCGCCGGCCGACUCUUGGCCGUGCCCGCCACCGCGUACCGGACAUCUACCAUCAUCGACUCUGGAACCGUAAUUACAAGACUGCCGUCGACGGUAUACGCUUCGCUGAAAGACGCGUUCCUGAAGGCCACCUCCCGAUAUCAGCGGGCCCCUGCAUAUUCCAUACUCGACACGUGCUUCAAGGGGAAGGUGACGUCCGUACCGGAGGUCCGGCUUAUAUUCCAAGGAGGGGCGGAGUUGAAGCUGGAGCCUUGGAACGUUGUUUUGGAUUUGAAUAACGGCGUUACCUGCUUGGCCUUCGCCGGCAACUCUGGCAGCAACGGAAUCACCAUCAUCGGAAACCAUCAGCAGGAAUCGUUUCGGGUUGCUUACGAUGUUUCUAACUCUAGGAUUGGGUUUGCUGCCGGUGGAUGUGGUUGAAGGCCCAAAAACUUAUUAAAACAAGAUGCAGAAUAAAUUAAUAAUAUAUAUAUAUAAACAUUGCAAGGAAAACAGAGAUGGGCUUCUGAAACAAAAUACGUGGGCCUGGCCCAUAAUAGCCUCUCCCGAUCCGAACUACUUAGCAAUAGCAUCAUCAAUAAUUGUUUUCUUAUUAUAUAUGUUGUGUUAUUUAGGCUAUUAAUGUGUACAUAGAUAUGAAACAAGUUAAGCUGUUAAAAUGGAAAUAUUGAUUGUAAAUUGAAUACCACAAAUUGUGACUGAAGCAUGUUAUUGAAUUCAAAGAGGGAAAUAAUAGCAAGCUGUGGAUUUCCUCUUUUAUAUAUCA
Nelumbo nucifera (sacred lotus) is the source of this 1841-nucleotide messenger RNA. Its product is annotated as aspartyl protease family protein At5g10770-like. NCBI's taxonomy places the organism in Eukaryota, Viridiplantae, Streptophyta, Magnoliopsida, Proteales, Nelumbonaceae. The record is from RefSeq and is a predicted model, not a curated record. Gene Ontology annotation, biological process: proteolysis. Gene Ontology annotation, molecular function: aspartic-type endopeptidase activity.